CUGGGAGAAGUUUCCCCUUGAAAAUAAGUUUGAUACCCUCUCGGGAAUGGAAACUGAAGUUUUCCUUCUGUGAAAGUGUCCCACAGAGGGACCAGCUCACUCUGCCCCACAGAAAGCUCAACCCUACCCCUCUGGUACUUUAAGACUUUAAGAGGGAUACCACGUCUCAUACGCUAAAGAAUUUCCAAGGAUUUAUUUUCUCCCUCCGGAGCAGGGAGGUACUUUUAUUUAAAAGAAUGGGAGACUAUGAUGAAGACACUGCAUUCCUCGGACAGACUGGUCCAUACUUCUGGACCACAUUCUUCCUCCUGAACACAGUUUUUGUCUCAACUGGAUUCAAUGGACUUUACAUUGUGUUUGUUGGGGCAGCUCCGAAACAUCACUGUUUUGUUCCGGAUGUAAACUUGACACAUGAGUGGGAACAUGCCAUCAUUCCCUUUACGAUAGUGGAUGGUGAUGAAGUUCAGAGCCAGUGCAGCAGAUAUAAACUGGAUGUAGUGAGGAAUCUCUCGGCUGAAGGAUACAUUCCUGGGAGGGAUGUCAACCUUACAAACCUGGAGCAGGAGGGAUGUUUGAAUGGAUGGAGCUACAGCAAAGAGAUCUACCACUCCAACAUAGUCACUGAGUGGGACCUUGUUUGUGACAACCAGUGGAAAGUUCCCUUUGCAUCCUCGACUCUCUUUGUGGGAUACCUUCUCGGUUCCCUGAUCUCAGGCCAGCUUUCUGACAGGUUUGGGAGGAAGAAGGUUAUCUUCAUAUCUCUUGCAGCCCAGUGUGUCUCGGUCAUCCUCCAGUCUUUCUCUCAUUCAUGGAGGAUGUUCUGCAUCAUGUUCCUCUUUGUUGGAGCCUCACAGAUAUCCAUCUAUAUCUCGGCCUUUGUACUAGGAACGGAGGUGUUAAGUAAAACUAUGCGAGUGAUCUUCACCACCCUCGGGGCCUUUCUUUUCUAUUGCAUUGGUUACAUGACUCUACCUUGGAUUGCAUAUGGCAUUAGAGAGUGGAGGACUCUUUUGGCAGUUUUGGCCACAACUUCUGUGGUCUACAUCCCACUGUGGUGGUUUCUCCCAGAGUCUCCUCGCUGGCUGCUCACUCAGGGUCGAGUGGAGGAAGCUGAGGCCAUCGUGAGAGAUGCUGCAAGAAAAAAUAAAGUUCAGGCCCCAGCAGUUAUUUUUAAAGAGUUUGAGCUCCAGGGGAGGCCUCCAAUCAAAACAUACACCAUGCUUGAUAUUUUGAAAUCCAAGAACAUCAGAUGUAUCACACUGAUGUGUCUCUUGUUGUGGAUGGCCAUAAACAUUGGGUAUUUUGGAUUGUCCCUGAACACCUCUAACCUGAGCGGAGACCCCUUCAUGAACUGUUUUCUCUCAGCUGCUGCUGAGGUUCCUGCCUAUGUGGUUUCUACUCUGCUGCUAAGAAAAUGUCCAAGAAGAGCACUUCUGUCAUCAUUCCUCAUCAUUGGGGGAGGUGUUCUUCUUCUCAUCCAGUUCAUCCCUGAUACCCUUCAGUAUAUAGCUCUGGCUUUGGAAAUGACCGGGAAGUUUGGCUUCACCAUGGCCUUCAGCAUCGUCUACAUCUACACUGCAGAGAUUUAUCCCACUGUACUCAGGAACGUCGGCAUGGGAAUGUGCUCCUCGGCUGCACGCAUCGGCAGUAUCACAGCUCCUUAUGUCAUUUAUUUAGGUACUUAUAAUAAGGUUCUGCCGUAUAUUCUCAUGGGAAGUCUCACAAUUGCCUCCUCUGUGGUGAAUUUCUUCCUUCCGGAGACCCUACAUAGAGAUCUUCCAGAAACAGUAGAGCAGAUGCAAGAAUGUCAGGGGUUGUGCAAUGGACUCAAAAAGAAGAGAUAUGUAGAAAAUGGAGGAAGCGACAACCCCAACAUACAUCAUGAGGCAAAGUCUGAUGUGCAAUCUCUUACUGCAUAGUUCAGAUUGGCAAACAACAAAGAAAUGAAAAAAAGAAGGAACUAUUUGAUUGCUUGAAUUAAAUAAUCUGAAAUCUGAAAUUAAAAUCCAAAACAUGCACAGCGGGAUCCAAAAGCCUGCUGCCAAAAACUGUAUGUUUUUGUUUUUUUUAACAUAUUUAAAACCUCUAUUUUUGUAUUCAGUUGAUGGUUGCUACCUACAGAAUUGUUCUUUGGAAAUGUUAAGUUGUUUUAAAUAAAGUUAAAAA
This is a messenger RNA of Labrus bergylta (ballan wrasse), 2166 nucleotides long. RefSeq names its product solute carrier family 22 member 5 (gene slc22a5). Lineage: Eukaryota; Metazoa; Chordata; Actinopteri; Labriformes; Labridae. Gene Ontology annotation, biological process: quaternary ammonium group transport; transmembrane transport. Gene Ontology annotation, molecular function: quaternary ammonium group transmembrane transporter activity. Gene Ontology annotation, cellular component: membrane. The record is from RefSeq and is a predicted model, not a curated record.